AUGACACCAAAGGCGCAACAGCCUCAAGAAGAGGGUUUGUUGGAGUUCCUUGAGAAGGCAGUUGGAACAAACAAGUACAUCGAGCAGAUCAAGGAACAAGCCCAACGGCUGGAGGAUCUGAAUGCGAGAAGGGUGGGCUUCAUGGAACGAAUGCAAUUAUCGGAAAGAGAAAAGGACCAACUGGAGGCCCUCUCCAAAGAGCUCCUGGCUGCUGUUGCAGAGAAGAACGCACUGGCGGCGAAGAUGACAGCCUGCAAGACAGGCAAGGAGAAUAUAAUGCCCAAGAAAAACAAGAUCCUGAGCAACCUAAGAGAAGGCACGAGCAGCAGAGGCAAGGAUAAGAAGCAAAGCAUCACGGAGGAAAGGAAACUGUCCUUGCAGAUAUUUAUAGUGAACGAAAAUUGUAAAAGAUUGAAAAAGCUAUUGGACCGCAAGCAGGAGGAGAGCCGUGACAGGACUAGGGAGUUGGAUGCAGCUCAGAGCCAGUUUGAGAAAAACGACUCUGGAUUGAAAAAGGCACUUUUGCAGCUUGAGGAGUUCAAGCACCAUCAGCGAGCAGGUGCAAGCCAUUCAAGCAGAGCAAGGAAUGUGCUCAAGCGUUACGCGGUGCAACUGUCAUGCCAGAUCUCACAAAUGCUAGAUCAACGCGUUUCAGACGAGGACAUUCAAGAGGCAGGCCUUCCCUACACUUUCACCUCCGAAACUCUGGGCGAGUGGUUGGAAGGAGCAGGUUGGGAUUCAGUUUUUAUUGAACCAGAGACUGAGGCUGAAGCUGCAAAGCGGAGUGAGACAGAAGAGGUGCCUGAGACUGCGGAGGGGAGUGCGAGUGCGGCGCAAUGCCAAGUAGCUGAGGCUGAAGCAGAGGCAUCCAAAGAAGAUAUGCAACGACUGGAAAGGCUGGUAGCCUGGCUGUGUGGUAACCGCAUGAUUGCAGAAGCUACCAAUGAUGAGAUGCAGUCAAAGCUGCAGGCCUCGGCAGAAGAGCUCAUGGCGCUCCAGGGAAGAGUCGACAUGGGCUGCAUUGGCGAGUACAACAAAAAAGAAGACGUUUACUUGGAGAGGUUCUUGGAAGCGGCCGAUGUGACUCUGGAGAGGAAUGCUGUGAAGCAGGAGCACGACGGGCUGAUUAGUCGUCGGCAGAAAGAGUUCACAGCAGGGCUUGAUGCCAUCAGGAUGCGGGUGAAGGAGAUCUUCAAGACCUUGGCGCCAGGUGGUGACGCUGACCUGGCACCCAUUGACCCGCUGGACCCGUUCAGCCAGGGGAUCCGCUUCUCUGUGCGCCCGCCACAGCAGCAGUGCUGGAGGAGCGUUGCGGACCUUGAUGGACAAGAAAAGACUCUCAGCUUCCUGGCAUUGCUGUUGGCGGUGCACUUGUGCACUCCAGAGUUGCCCAUCAUUGCCGUUUAA
Molecule: messenger RNA, 1407 nt
Organism: Closterium sp. Yama58-4
Lineage: Eukaryota; Viridiplantae; Streptophyta; Zygnematophyceae; Desmidiales; Closteriaceae
Source: the annotation of a GenBank genome assembly